AUGCAGCGCUGCUACAAGUGCUGGUGGCUGGAGUUUGUCGGGUUCGCCGAUGGGGUGGGGCGCAUGGCGUUGCUGGCCACUGAGGAGACAGCGGGGUGCUUCUUCACCCAGCUGGACCUCAAUGACAGGGGCGGCGUGCGAGUGGCGGCAGUGGCGAUUGCCAUGCAACAUGUGUGGAAGGGCCUGCCCAGUCUGUGCGCAAGCGCCAGGGUCAAGCUCAUCAUCGAUGGAGUUGAGCGAGUGUGGAGUGCGUGGACAGCCAGGCGGCAGAGGGACCUGUUUCCCGUCGAGGCGCUUCAGGCGUGGGUCCAGGGCCGUAAGUUCGUUGGUGGUUCCGUCAUGGCACUGAGGGACGCGUGCCUCGUGGCGGUUGGCCUGCAGCUGGCCGCGUUGUGGGUCGAGGAUGUCACAAUGGAUGGUGAGUGGGCCUGCGUGUGGGUGUGCAAGGCCAAGAAUGAUCAGCUGGGCCAUGGGCACAAGGUCUUCAUCAACGCGAUGGGCUCUGCAGCUUGUCUGGUGUGGCUGCUCAAGGAGUGGCUCAGGGUGCGUGGCAUGAGGCCAGGCUUGCUCUUCAUGGCCUGUGGUGGGCGGCCCUUGUCGACCAGUGCCAUCAGCGCCGUGUGCCAGUGGAUGGUGGCGGCCGUGGGACGCCCUGAGGUGGUCAUGUCUCACUUGUUGUGCAUUGGCGGCGCGAUGGUGGCCGUGGAAGGUGGCCUGACCAGGGAGCAGGCCAUGACCAUCGGUGGAUGGGAGUCGGACGCCGUGGAUCACUACUUGCAGGCUCAUGAGCUGGUGGCGGAGGGCGUCUUGCGUUGGAUGGGGUUCUGA
Molecule: messenger RNA, 828 nt
Organism: Acanthamoeba castellanii str. Neff
Lineage: Eukaryota; Discosea; Longamoebia; Acanthamoebidae
Exons: 2
Coding region: 1-828 (275 amino acids)
Biological process (GO): DNA recombination; DNA integration
Molecular function (GO): DNA binding
Source: RefSeq, a predicted model, not a curated record